Messenger RNA from Rotaria socialis, 540 nucleotides. NCBI's taxonomy places the organism in Eukaryota, Metazoa, Rotifera, Eurotatoria, Philodinida, Philodinidae. The record is from the annotation of a GenBank genome assembly.
AUGAUAAGGCUUCACUUCACCUCUGUUGCACACUUCGAACCAAACCUUGCGACUCCAUCACCUCAGCCAACAUCACAUAUCAAACGAGCAUCCAUCAUAACACUUCUGUUCACCUCUUUUGCUCACUUCGAACCAAACCUUGCGACUCGGUCAGCUCAUCGAGCAUCGUAUGGGAAAGCAAGAUUCCUUACCAGACGUCUGUUCAUCUAUCCUGCUCCCUUCGAAGGAAACCUUGCGACUCCAUCAUCUCAUCCAACAUCAAAUGCCAAACGAACAUACCUUACGAAACUCCCGUUCACGUCUUUUGCUCCCUUCGAAGCAAGCAUUGCCACUCCAACACCUCAUCCAACACCACAUGCCAAACGAACAUUCACGAUAAGACUUCUGCUUAACUCUCUUGCUAACUUCGAACUAAACCUCGCGACUCCAUCACCUCAUUCAACAUUGCAUGCCAAGCGAACAUUCGUUAUCAGACUUUUGUUCACCUCUUUUGCUCACUUCAAAGCAAACCUUGCGAGUGCAUCACGUCAUCCAACAUGA